AUGGAUGAUCCUUCUAGUCUGACGCAAGGCGAUCCUUGGUUUCAAGACGGAAACAUCAUUCUAGUUUCUCGCGACGAGUCAGGAUCUUCUGAGUUACCCGAGAGACCACCGGUCGGCUUCCGGGUCCAUAGAGGCGUUCUGUCUCGUCACUCCGAGGUCUUGAGGGAUAUGUUCGAGCUUCCGCAACCAGACACCAUGUACGAUAACGAUAACGAUGCUUCCCGGUAUGAAGGAUGCCAGGUUAUAACCAUGUAUGAUAUACCCAUAGAGCUUUCAAAUCUGGUCAAGGCAUUGUACGAUGGGGUAACUUUCCAUAACCGUUCAGUAGACGACUUUUUCUACCUUGCUGGCAUCUUACGUCUCUCCACCAAAUAUGUUAUUAGCCAUCUUCGUACUCAGGCAAUAAAACAUCUGACUCAAACAUGGUCAUACGAUCUUAAAGGCCACGACAACAUGCUCGAUCUAGCGAUCCGUACUCCCCAAUUAUCUUACUCGUCGGACCCUAACACCCCAUCCAAAUUAAGCUAUCCUUAUAUUCACCCCAUACACGUUCUAAACCUCGCACGUUCUACAAAUGUUCGCAUCGUCGUGCCCUCCGCACUGUACUUCCUAUCUUUGUAUCCUUUAACCGACCUACUUCGUGCAGACCACCCCAAGCUUCAGGUCGCACACCCAUCUAAGCCUAGCUCUUCUCUGCAACCGUCCGAUUUGGUUAACUAUACACUGAUAUGCACAAAUGGCACCGGGAGAACAUGCACGAGGAACUUUCAACGUCUUGGUAUGAGGUUGGCGAGUUCUUGGGUUGUGAGGACAGGUCCGUUCAACUUUAUUGGACAAACUAUGUCGCAAGUGAGCCAGAAUACUGAAGGCUUUUGCGCGGCAUGUCGAGGAGAUUUUGCGACGGACGUGGGCGCGUUCAGACAGAAAUUCUGGGAUGAUCUACCGGCGGUGUGUGGAUUGCCAGCAUGGGAUGUCAUGAGAGAGGAGGAAUUGUCGUAAACUCUGCAAGCUUAGGGAAGUUUGCCUUGACUUUCGCUGACAAGACUAAUAUAUUAUUCUCUCUAUUAUAUGCCGUCUAGUAUAACGACGUUGUAAGGCAGAAACGCUUAGUUAUGCCCUUACAUGCCCUUCGGUCAAUAUAGAUACUUGACCUACCCUUACACUCCUCUGCACUCCUGUUGUUUCAAUGUUUUCUCCGUCGGUACCUCGUCGGUACAUACUCCCGUCGCUCUUGGACGGCCAUCGAAGUAAUAUAUAUACCUUGUAAGUUAGUAAAGUACCUGGAGUCGCCCAUCCUAUUCUACCUUCGGUUGGCAGCUUUUUUUCUAUAACGCUGGUUCGGUAGGUUGAAAUUUCUUUGGACUUGCCAUACUUAAUCUUCAUGCACACGAUUCACCGGCACCUCUCAGUUAUAAUUCUUUUUCCAACACAGUCACAAUACAUCCAAGUCGAUUGGGACACCGGUUUGCAGGUCAAAUUGAAGUUCGUGACUAUU
Lentinula edodes (shiitake mushroom) is the source of this 1495-nucleotide messenger RNA. RefSeq lists its product as uncharacterized. Bases 1 to 999 code for a protein of 332 amino acids. The transcript is spliced from 5 exons. Gene Ontology annotation, molecular function: protein binding. NCBI's taxonomy places the organism in Eukaryota, Fungi, Basidiomycota, Agaricomycetes, Agaricales, Omphalotaceae. The record is from RefSeq and is a predicted model, not a curated record.